Molecule: messenger RNA, 4720 nt
Organism: Gorilla gorilla gorilla (western lowland gorilla)
Lineage: Eukaryota; Metazoa; Chordata; Mammalia; Primates; Hominidae
Gene: UST
Product: uronyl 2-sulfotransferase
Exons: 8
Coding region: 623-1843 (406 amino acids)
Cellular component (GO): membrane
Molecular function (GO): sulfotransferase activity
Source: RefSeq, a predicted model, not a curated record
CCUUGUUGCGAAUAAUCGCCGCCUCCCCCCCUCCGCCCCCAGCAGAAGCAGUAACGUGACACCCGAGCGAAAUCCCGAGACCCGAGCGGAGAGGGAGGGGAGAGGGAGGAGAGUGCUGCGGAGCGCCGGAGGGAGAAAGGGGAGGAGAAGGAGGAAAACCCCUGUCAAGGAGGUGGAGCGAGGGGAUGGUGUCCGCCUCCUGUUCCUCCCUGCCGUUUUUUAGAGAAGCCUGAACCGGGACAAAACACGCCGAGACCUACAGACACAAAGCCGGGGGGUCCACGCUGGCGCUGGAGGCGAGCCCCGGCGGCCGCAAGCGAGCCCGAGGCGCGGCGGGGCGCGGGGCGUGGGGACGCUAGCGGGCGCGGGACGGGCGCGGCGCCCCGUCACGGGCAGCGCCCCGAACCGGGGCCGGACACCUCGGCCGCUCGGGCCGCGGCGGCGGGGACCAUGCCGAAGAAAGUCUCCUGAGCCCGGCAACUUCGGCCCCUCCCCGCCCCCACCCGGCUGCCCUCCGCGCGGCCCUCCCCAUGUGCAGCCGGCCAGCCGGGCUCUCCUCCUCGCGGCGGAUGGGUGACCUUUUCCUGGCACGGGCAGGCUGUGCGAGGCGGCGGAGCAGGCGAUGAAGAAGAAGCAGCAGCAUCCCGGCGGCGGCGCGGAUCCCUGGCCCCAUGGGGCCCCUUUGGGGGGCGCCCCUCCGGGCCUGGGCAGCUGGAAGCGCCGGGUGCCCCUGCUGCCUUUCCUGCGCUUCUCCCUCCGGGACUACGGCUUCUGCAUGGCCACCCUGCUGGUCUUCUGCCUGGGCUCCCUCCUCUAUCAGCUCAGCGGGGGACCCCCUCGCUUCCUGCUCGACCUGCGGCAGUAUUUGGGAAAUUCCACUUACUUGGAUGACCAUGGACCACCUCCUAGUAAGGUACUACCUUUCCCAAGUCAGGUGGUGUACAACAGAGUAGGCAAGUGUGGGAGCCGUACUGUGGUCUUGCUUCUGAGAAUCUUGUCGGAGAAGCACGGAUUUAAUUUGGUCACAUCAGACAUUCACAACAAAACCAGGCUUACCAAAAAUGAACAAAUGGAACUGAUUAAAAAUAUAAGUACUGCCGAACAACCCUAUUUAUUCACUCGACAUGUUCAUUUCCUCAACUUCUCAAGGUUUGGAGGAGACCAGCCUGUCUACAUCAACAUCAUUAGAGACCCCGUCAACCGGUUCUUAUCCAACUAUUUUUUCCGUCGCUUUGGAGACUGGAGAGGGGAACAAAAUCACAUGAUCCGCACCCCCAGCAUGAGGCAGGAGGAGCGCUACCUGGAUAUCAAUGAGUGUAUUCUUGAAAACUAUCCCGAGUGCUCCAACCCCAGGUUAUUUUACAUCAUUCCGUACUUUUGUGGACAGCAUCCCAGAUGCAGGGAGCCUGGUGAAUGGGCCCUUGAGAGAGCAAAGCUGAACGUGAAUGAAAACUUCCUGCUCGUGGGGAUUCUUGAAGAGUUGGAAGAUGUGCUGCUGUUACUGGAAAGAUUUUUACCUCAUUACUUCAAGGGCGUGCUCAGUAUCUACAAAGACCCAGAGCACAGGAAGCUUGGAAACAUGACUGUGACGGUGAAGAAGACUGUCCCCUCUCCUGAGGCUGUGCAGAUCCUCUACCAGCGGAUGAGAUACGAGUACGAGUUUUACCACUACGUCAAAGAGCAGUUCCACCUGCUGAAGCGCAAGUUUGGACUUAAGUCUCACGUCAGCAAGCCCCUCCUGAGGCCACACUUCUUUAUCCCAACUCCACUGGAAACCGAGGAGCCAAUCGACGAUGAAGAACAGGAUGAUGAAAAGUGGCUGGAAGAUAUUUAUAAGAGGUGAUGUGACUGUGUUGCCUCUAUGGCUUUAUCUCCCUUUUCCAGAAAGUUCUUUGUUUGGGGAAGUAAAAUCCUUAAGGGACUAAAUUAAUGCUUGGGUGCAUUAAAAAGAACAAAACAUUCCCACAUGUUGGGGUCAUUGGGAGAUGCCCGGUUUUGCGGGUUUUAUUUGUUUAAUUUUAUUCUGUGUUUUCUCUUGGCUCUUUGGGUCUUUCCCAGGUAUACUAGAUGGCUCCAUCCCAAGGCAUCUUGUCAUAAAACAGCUUUCCCCCCACCCCAUAUCAUGGGAAAAGGGGGAGAAAUAUAGCCCCUAGCCUAAUAACUUAUCAUUUGUAAAAUGACUUAUAAAAAUAUUACCUCAAUGGUAGGAGACAUCCAGACUUGUAUAUUUCAGUGGAAAUACAAAACCACUUCAGAGACCAGGGUAUCUCCUCUGGAAGGAUCCAAGAGAAGGUAAGACAGAUUAGGACAUCGAAAGGGAGGAUGGAGCCAGGUGCCAUGGCUUAAGCCUAUAAUCCGAGGCUGAGGUGGGAGGAUCACUUGAGCCCAGGAGUUUGAGGUUGCAGUGAGCUGUGAUCACACCACUGCACUCCAGCCUGGGUGACAGAGUGAGACUCUGUCUCAAUUAAUUUUUUUUUUUUUUAAAGGAGGAGGAUCUCCAUGGGUAAGUGGUUUCUACCCGCAUGGGUAGAGUUCUGCCUCUGGUCCUUCUCAGGGGGCACUUUCACCAAGAGCAGUGUAAUUAUCUCUGAAAGAGCAAGUCAGCUUGUGCCGCAUCCCCAACCAAUCCACAGCCUGGAGUACCUUUCAAGGUCAAAGUGCAUGGCCAGCUCCAUUGAGACAUUCCAUUUCAAAGCACCAUGCUCACAGAUAUCAAAGUACUCUAGCAGGGAAAAUAAUUUGUUUGCUGUGUAAGGAAGAAUGUAGACAAGACAGAUAAAUCUGAAGGUCAUGUGGCAUCAGGGAAAGGGCAUGGCUGUGUCUUUUGCACCCAAUAUGAAACAUCUUCUCGCAACACUGCUUUAAUGGAAGUUCUAGGAACCAGUUUAGCUCAGGCAUUUGACUCCUACAGCAGAAGUUCUGAGCCUGACCACAGAUGGUGUGUAAUCUAUCAAACACACCCCUGGCCAAGUUGGGUCCUAUAGGACCUGGUACUAUGUACUAUCGUAACUUCUAGUUCCCUAAGAGGUACCUGUUUUCAGUAAAAAGGGGUCCUGAGUUCUGUGCAGGUGGCAGAGCUACCCGAGAACUACCUGAGUUCUGUACAGGUAGAGUCCCAUUUCUUAUGGGACCUGUGUGCUCCUGAGAACUCUUACUUGAGACAUCAAAAAGAAGCAGCAAGAGCUUCUGGGACAGAGACUGCUUGGCCAGCUUUGUAAGUAAGUGGCUGCCUCCAAUGUGAUGUGAGUACAUGUUGGGCAGUCUUACUGUCCUAAAGUAUGUCUUCUUUCCACCUCCCACUGCCCCUCCCCUGCCACCUAUCAAUGAUGCCUUGGUUCAGUCAUUAGAAAUCUGUUGCUUUGAGUUCUGAAAUAUUUUCACCUUAAAAAAAAUGCUGAAAAUACACAUUCUCCUGGGGAGACGAUAAACAGCUAGCUAAGAAGCCAAGGUUCAGUGGUGGCAGCAGGAAGGAUACUUGCAACAAAUUUUGUCUAUUUCAUAUUUGUCGCCUAGAGCCAGCCCUAGCAAAUGUGUGAGUUGGGAGUAGUUAAUAGUAAAUAAGACUCUGACUUUACACAAGCUACACAUUUUCUACUUUUCAUAAACCACAAAGUCUCUCUAGAAUUUUUUCUGCCUUCACUAAAAUUGGACUGUAGCCAAGAUAUAAAGCAAGUCAUUUGGAACCUGCCGAGUGAGCACUGAAGCUACUUUAUCAUGAGAUGUGUGUUAAGAAGGCUGCAGCCCACAGGAGUCCAGGGAAGGCGGGGACCACAGAGGCACAGAGUCCAGCACUUGGCCGCUCAUGGGCCUUCUUUCUGCCUCAGAGGACGGGGGCAGAGAAGCGAUUAAGGGAAAUGUUCUUAGAGGAGGAAAUAUCCUUUGUCCUGUUCAGAGAGACCAGGGCCCUACCAUUAGGCAUACUUUCAAAAGCAACCUGGAGAACAGCUAUCAAUCAUAUUCAAAACCAGUACAAGAACUGCUGCCUGGUACCCUGUGAGUCAUUUCUAUGAAAUUCCAUAUAAAGAAUGAUGACAAGUUUACACACUGUGCAAUCUCGCAAUCUGAAAAUAAAGUUGAGUUGGCUGUGUUUUCUCUGCUCUUGUCAGAACAUUGGGACAAUUGGUCGUUCAAAAACAUUCAUCCUCUUACUGCAAGUUUAUCUGGGUACUUUUACCUGUGUGUUCAAAGGCAUUUCUUUUCAGCAGUGACCAUUAUAACUUCACAAAAAAAGACGCUGACGGAUUUACUUACAGGGCCUUAAUGUUAUUUUGUCCCAGCCAACACCCUCUAGGUCCUAAAAGUCAAGGUACUUCAGUUUAUUUGGCAAACAUGACAACAUUUUUUUUGGCCCUGGGCCCAACAGUUUGUACUUCAUGAAACAUAUUGUACAUUUUACAUAGUUUAAUUUAAAAAAUACCUUUUAAGCUAGUUGAUCUUUGACUGUCUUAUUUAUUAUAACCUUUCAGCACAUUCCAAGGUUUUAGUUACUCAGGAAGGAGUUAAUUAAAAUGAUUUUAUUUUGGUCUGAUGGAUGUUUUUUAAAAGGAAAAUUAUUAUUAUGAACCUUCAGCCUACUUUCUUGAGUGCCGUAAAAGUGCUUGUAAAUCUUUUUUUUUUUUAAGAAGAAAGAAAAAAAUGGUGUUUGACAUUGAUGGAAAUUCAAAAAUAUAUAUGGAACUGAAACAUUAACUUAGCUAAAAUAAAAGCAAUCUGUGUUUGA